Messenger RNA from Penicilliopsis zonata CBS 506.65, 931 nucleotides. RefSeq lists its product as hypothetical. NCBI's taxonomy places the organism in Eukaryota, Fungi, Ascomycota, Eurotiomycetes, Eurotiales, Aspergillaceae. The record is from RefSeq and is a predicted model, not a curated record. Bases 99 to 857 code for a protein of 252 amino acids. The transcript is spliced from 2 exons.
CUGGCACUUUUUUCAUCUUCUUUCUUUGUUUAUAACUAAUCUUGUCAUCCCAUCUAUAUUAGACUUCUGUAUAUUACAUAGUAAGGAUCUCCAACACCAUGCACCUCAUUCUCACUGGCGCCACUGGGCUUGUCGGCUCCUCUGUGCUGGACGCCAUGCUGCAUAACCCGCAAAUUUCCAAAAUUUCCAUCCUGAGUCGGCGCAAAGUCGACAUGGCGGACGCAGCAGCCGAUCCCCGCGUCGAGGUUAUCAAUCACCAGGACUUCAAUGUGUACAAGUCUGAGCUGUUGGAGAAACUGGCAGAUGCAGAUGGGUGUGUCUGGGCUUUAGGGAUUAGUCAGGCCAAAGUGACAAAGAGUGAAUAUGUGACUAUCACUAAAGACUAUGCACUCGCAGCAGCCAACGCCUUUUUGACACUGAGACAAGGCAGGAAGCCCUUCCGUUUUAUCUAUGUCUCUGGCGAAGGCGCCACGCAAACCCCCGGCUGGACAUCUGUGUUAUUCGCCCGAGUCAAGGGGGAGACAGAGACAGCACUGGGAGAGCUAUCUGCAAAACAUCCAGACAAGCUCCGUGCGGACAGUGUACGGCCUGCAGCAGUGGAUGCAUCUGCUCAUACUUCAAUCAAGCCAUACAUUCCUUAUCCGGGAGCAAUGAUGCAUGGGCUCGGACUGCUGCUGCUUCCUCUGAUCCGCUGGGGUUGGAAGAGUGGCCACUCGCCCACGCAGCCGCUGGGAAUCUUUCUCACUGAUAUGGCAAUGGGGAAAUAUGAUCAGCAGAUUCAAGGGCGGGGGGCUUUUCGACUUGGGGGAGGGUGGGUGGUGGAGAAUGUAGGCAUGCGCAGGAUGUUAGGUUUGUAAUUUAAUAGUAUAUUCUUGACUAUUAGGGUUUUACUGAAGUGUGAUAUUGAGCUUAAUAACUAGUAUGUGUAAAU